Messenger RNA from Aspergillus niger, 1485 nucleotides. RefSeq lists its product as uncharacterized. The record is from RefSeq and is a predicted model, not a curated record. NCBI's taxonomy places the organism in Eukaryota, Fungi, Ascomycota, Eurotiomycetes, Eurotiales, Aspergillaceae. Gene Ontology annotation, molecular function: protein binding. Bases 1 to 1485 code for a protein of 494 amino acids. The transcript has a single exon.
AUGGGCUCUAUCGCAAAGGAAAACGUGUAUCUCCCGAUUGUCGUUGUGGACGAAAUCCUCGAGUAUCUCGAUCUGGAAACCAUCAAAUCCCUCCGAUUAACCGACAGAACAUGGAGUGGACUAUGCUUGGGUCCACGCUUCAAAUCAUUCAUGCGGCACCAAUCUACUGAUCUGACACCACAGAGCCUGGAGUCUCUCGGUGCUCUCUCCUGCCAUGCCAUCCUGCGCCCAGCUGUCAAGGAUCUGACCAUAGUCGCAGCGGUCUACGACUCUUCUCUCCUCCAGAGAGUUCUCAGGACCAGUCGAUGUGAAGAUGAAAAUGGUACUUUAUGGAUAGCAGCAAGGGAUUGCACACCGGAUGAAGUGGUCCAAGCGGAGGCAGAUCUAGCAUGGCUGGAGGAACAGUCUUCAAAACACCAGCUCAAACAAGAAAAUCACAUCGUGUCGACUCUCGCAGCCAUUUUAAAUAACUUUGGAAGACUUGAUUGGGUUUCUAUGGAAGCCAAAGUUACUCAUUCACCACGUCCCGAGGUCUUCAGGUCCCGAGGUGACUGGCACGCCAUUUGGCUUAAAGCAACCCAAGUCUACCACAUAGCCAUGUCUGCUAUUGCAGAAAGUACCAUUUCAGUCAAUAGCCUCACUAUAUUCCGGAACCCAAUACGCUCUGCCAUUCCAUCCAACGAAAUAACCACCCAUAUGCGUACACUCGACCCAGCCGCUUGUACUUUCGCCUCCGGCCAGUCGAUCAAAAACUUUUCAAUAGACCUAUCAACACGAAUAGAUACCGACCGAGAAAGGCUAUCAAAGCGGAGAGGCGAUAUAGAAAUAUGGGAGCUUGAAACCCGCCGAAGCUGGCACGGACUGAGCCCAGGAACUCUUCUUGCGAGUCUUGAACCCGAAGUGAACUCCGAGGACAACUAUCCCGGCGUCGCCCGAUUGCUGCAGAAAAUGCCGAAUCUGGAAGCCUUGACCCUCAGACUUCGUUGUACCGUGAUUGGGGACGUCAGUCUAUACCAUCGGCUGUUUGAAGAAAUUGCUAGCAAGGUCCAUCUUCCACAGCUGAAAAGGCUCCGUCUGCUCGGCAUCUACGCUACUUCAGACUCGCUGCAAUGCUUUCUACGCAAACAUCCCGAUAUCGAACUACUGGGGCUUGAGAAAGUAAACCUUGUCUCUGGAGCUUGGCAGCCUGUCUUUGAGGAGAUAAGGAAGAUGCCGUCUUUGACGAGAGUUGUUUUAGCGAGUAUUUCUGGGGAAGGACGGACCCUGAAUCUAAGGCCUGCUGAGGACAAAGAUGACCGCAGUGACCCGAGUAAUACAGAUUACUAUUUGUGUACAAGAGGUGUCUUUGUUCACAGGCGUGAGUUUGACGCUCGUGACAUCCAGAAGGGAUUUCAAUUCAACACAGAUAAUCAGGGUGCACCGCAGGGAACACAUGGAUUCACUUCGUUUCUUGUAUUUGACCAGGAACAUUAUGGACUUCCCUAA